This is a messenger RNA of Durusdinium trenchii, 3047 nucleotides long. The record is from the annotation of a GenBank genome assembly. Lineage: Eukaryota; Dinophyceae; Suessiales; Symbiodiniaceae.
AGCAGUUCGAAUCUUGUUCAUGGCAAGCUUAGUCGCUUCACCCGGUCCAUGGGAGCCUUUACUUUUGGCCAGACUGGAAAUCGAUGGCUCUCCGAGGUUCCGCCCCGCGCCACAGACGCCACGCGCGUCCCACCGGACCUCCGCACGCUGGACCGGCGUGGCGUGGAGCCUGGCCGCCGCGUGCGCCGGGCGAUGUGCCGGGCACCGCGCCGUGGUCCGAAGAAGUGGCGCGGUGGAGGUGCCUGAGCAGACCCGGUCGACUGGGACCACAGCGGCCGAAGCGCGCCGUGCCGCGGCGCGGCGCAGCUUCCGGGAGGUGGCCACGAGCACACCAGUGGAGCGUGAGGAGACCUGGCACCUUCCUGCCGAUGCACCAAAGGCUCUCCAAGCCUUGCGAGGCACCUACUAUUUGAACGGCCUGGCGAGCUGCGACCAGGGGGGACGCUUAGUCCAUCCCUUCGAGGCGCACGGCUUCCUCCGAUCCUUUCAAUUCCACGGCGAUGGUUCAAUUACCUAUCGAGGACGUUUCGUCGAAACCACCUGCUCAUCGAUGGAGCGCGCUGCUGGACGCCCUCUCUUUAGAGGAGUCUUUUCGAACGUGGUGGAUUUUGACCUUCCGCUCGGUCUACUGAAUGCCUUCUCGCCCAGAACGCGGGAAACAGCGAAUUUGACCUGCCGCCGUUGGCCUCCUCGCGCCCCUCGUGGAGUCGGGGGACCACCGUGCUCCGCAGUGCUGGUGGCUAGCGGUGACAAUGACACCCCGAUGGCCUUGGAUCCCACGACGUUGGAGACGCUGGGCCCCGCGCCCUUCCCGGGCCUCUCCGAUGAGAAAUGGCUGGCGCACACCCGCUACGAUGCUCCGCGACACCGCUUGGUUUAUGCCUCGAGCACCUACGUGAGUGAUGCCGAGGACUUCCUGGGCACCAAGCUGGUGUUUCAUGAGUACAACGAGGAGGGCCAGCUGGUGGGGGAGCGGACGCACCAGACCAGUUUUAUGGUGGUGCAUGACUGGAUACUUACCGAGAACUACUACGUGGUGCCGAAGAAUCCGGCGCGCUUCCAUCCGCCGGGGCUCUUCGCGUUCCUCUCGGGUGUGGCACAGGGCACGGAGGUUUUUCGGAUGGCGGAGGACGAGGCCUGUGCUUUUCUCUUGAUUCCGCGGGCGGGCAUGACGGGCGAGGUGAAGGAGAUCCCUUUGGAUCGUUUCUUCAACAUCUUCCACAUGGGGCCCACCUACGAGGAAGAGAAGUUGAUGGUGGUGCAUUUCGUUGCCUUUGACCGCUACCGCUUUGGUGGUGAAAUGGGUUUCGACGUGGUGGAGCAGGACUUUGAUCCCAUCGGGUGGUCCGCGAGCGCCACCAAUCCGCCCCCACGGCUACACCGGCUUCAACUGGACCUGGAAGGCAACCAAAUGCUGGAGCGGACGCAGGUGCCACUGCGAGACAAGUUACGGGGUGGACAGGAUGUCCCAGUGGAUAUGCCGACCUUCCACCCUUUGCGGGAUGGCCUGAAGGCGCGGUAUUGCUACUUCUCCGGUGCUUGGCGUCCAGAGGGAUGGUUUCCCUUCCGCUCCUUGCUGAAGGCAGAUCUGCAGAGUGGCGAGGUCACGAAUUGGGAUGCUGGGGAUGGGUGCCUCGUGUCUGAGCCCCUGUUCCUGCCCAACAGUCCUGGUGCUACAGAGUGGCUGGGAGAAGAGCAAGAGGAUGAUGGCUGGCUGGCGAGUGUGGUGCACGAUGGAGACGCUGAGCGCUGUCGCCUGGUGCUCUUGGAUGCUCGCCGGGUCCAGGAGGGCCCCGUGGUCACGCUGGACAUGGGGCCUUUAAGUCCCUGGGGCCGCUGGGCGAACCGGUUUGCUGGGGCCAUGGGACCAGUCAUGUCGGCAGAUUUUUGUAGCCUAGGUCAGUCCGGUGAAGACGAUAGUUUGCAUCGUUGAAGUAAAGUAAGGAAGUGGCCUAAAGGUUGUUUUCUAGUUUUUAUGCUUGGUAACUUUUGACAACAAAUAGUCUUGGACUUUCAGGGUACUUGUACAUGUAUAUAGAACCCCCCAAGCCAGCCAAGUCACCGAUGGGUUUGUGCCUACUCGGUAUCUAUUUCGGGAUCUGUCUUUUGCACCACAAAUGUUCGAACAGGUUUGCCUUUUCGCCACUCUAAGCACUCAACGUACACUCGAUAAGCCUGGAUUCUUCAACGAGCGUACCUUCGUUCUUGAAGAAUGACGGGGGACCGAGGCGCUUCGAAGCGGUGCCAAGCAGCUCUUCGGAGUGGCGAACGUCGCCGUAAACCCCAAACUUUAACCUUGAGAUCUUUUGAGUACAAUCACCUGGAGCCCAGACAUGACCUUUGUUUUGACAGGAAAAAGGCCCAUGGUGCUUGGGUGUCUGGUGGUCCAUUUCAUAGAGAUCACAAAAAGGCACAGACGGCAUAGAAACCUUUUACGAAGCAAACUCCCAAAAGAUCAAGAAACAUCGAAGAUCUCUGAAGCACCUUCGGCUCAGCUGGUGGGUGUCAGCCAGAGAUCUUUGGGUUUGGAUCUUUGGCUCAAACCACUAAAGCAUCCGUGUUCCCAAACUUCAUGUAGAUGUCAGUCACUUUAAGCUGACUUCACGACAAAAACCCGUUUGUAUCAUGUUUGUAUAUAUAAUAUAUAUAUUUAUUUGUUUAUUUGUAUAUAUAUGUGGUUGUUUCAAACAACAUUUCAGAACCACGGUUUGGCCAUAGCAGCAGCAUGCCAUUGUUGAUGAGGUGUGCAUUCUUGCUGGGCACCAGAUGACUAAGCUGAACGAGCGCGUGUUGCAUAGAGCUUGUGCCCGCCUCGCUGCACUCUCUCAGAAGGACUUUGGUCACUUGGUGGUAGUUCUAGAUUCCAUAGCCAUAGAGGCAGUUGAUUGUAGAAAAGAGUGGAGUUGUCGUUGCUGGCGGUUACAAGCUAUCCUCAUGUCCAUUAGCUUCCCACUACAUAGCUCGUGGGAUCCUGGUCACCUGGUCGCCAUCACCUGAUGAUUUCGUAGCCGCCGAACAUGGCGUGGCAUCGGUUGAGUGGCGCGUGG